CUUGAAGCCAUGUUUGCAAUCGAUCCCGUCUCAAUUCUUGGAUCUGUUGCGAUAUUCCUAUUUUUGCUAAAACUCUAUUAUGAGCGUAAAGAAAACGUUUACCACAACUUUCCUCCUGGACCAAAACCUUUGCCGAUAAUUGGAAACCUGCACACUAUGAUCCUGAGCAAACAGCGGCAAGAUGUUUUUCUCCAAGAGCUAUCUAAGAAGUAUGGACCGGUAUUCAGCAUCCGGUUUGGACCUAAAAAGAUUGUUGUGCUCUGUGGCUAUGAGACAUUCAAAGAUGCGCUUGUAAACAAUGCUGAUGCACUUUCAGAGAGACCCGUCAUACCAUUCACAGAAGAAACCUCAAAAGGACAUGGUAUAAUCUUUUCCAAUGGAGAAAACUGGAAAGUGAUGAGGAGGUUCACUCUUACAACUCUACGGGAUUUUGGAAUGGGAAGGAAGCUUCUAGAAGACAAAAUUAAUGAAGAAUCCAACUCAUUAGUGGAAGUGUUUAGAUCCUUCAAUGGAAAGCCCUUUGAGAACACAAUGAUAAUAAAUGCGUCUGUUGCCAACAUCAUUGUAUCCAUUCUGCUCGGUCACCGCUUUGAUUACAAGGAUCCCACGUUCCUCAGGCUUAUGGGGUUAAUUCAUGAAAAUAUAAAUAUUUCUGCGGGUCUUAUGACCCUGCUGUACAACCUUUUUCCGUCGGUGAUACGCUGGCUUCCCGGAGGUCACAAAACGGUUUUCAAAAAUAAUAUGGAACUGCGCAACUUUAUUAAAGAAACAUUCACCAAACACAAGGACCAACUGGACGUCAAUGACCAAAGGAACCUUAUUGAUGUCUUCCUUGUCAAGCAGCAGGAGGAAAAGCCCAGUCCUCAAGCGUUUUUCCAUAAUGACAACUUAGUAAGUCUUGUGAGAGACUUGUUUGCAGCAGGGAUGGAAACUACUUCUACAACCCUUCGGUGGGGUCUACUAUUAAUGAUGAAAUAUCCAGAAAUUCAGAAAAAGGUCCAAGAUGAAAUAGACAGAGUGAUCGGUUCUGCCCAGCCUCAAGUAGAACACAAAAAGCAAAUGCCGUAUACAGACGCCGUUAUUCAUGAAAUCCAAAGGUUUGGUGACAUUGUUCCCGGUAAUGUCCCACAUGCGGCUUCUCAGAACAUCACAUUCAGAGGAUAUUUUAUUCCUAAGGGGACCUACGUCAUCCCACUCCUGACAUCCGUGCUGCACGAUAAGGCCUAUUUUGAGAAACCAGAGGAGUUUUACCCUCAACAUUUUCUUGACACUAAGGGAAAUUUGGUAAAAAAUGAAGCAUUCCUGCCGUUCUCAGCUGGCCGGAGAAGUUGCGCUGGGGAGAAUUUAGCAAAAAUGGAGCUGUUCCUGUUUUUCACCAGACUGCUGCAGAACUUCACGUUUCAGCCUCCUCCUGGGGUCGAAGUUGAUCUUACCGCUGGCACUGGGGCAACCAGGAGCCCUUUGGCAAAAGACAUAUGUGCUGUGCCCCGGAACUAGAAGAAAUCCCAGUGUACGAUGAGGCCAAUUUGAAAUAAUACAGAAUUCAUAUUUUGCAAUAGGGUUGUCAAUUAGGAUGCCGAGCAUGGUCUUCCUUCGUUUUUCUUGUGUAUGUAAAGUAAGUAUUAAAUGCAGAGUGUAUUUUC
Molecule: messenger RNA, 1643 nt
Organism: Spea bombifrons (plains spadefoot toad)
Lineage: Eukaryota; Metazoa; Chordata; Amphibia; Anura; Pelobatidae
Product: cytochrome P450 2K1-like
Exons: 9
Coding region: 10-1497 (495 amino acids)
Biological process (GO): xenobiotic metabolic process
Cellular component (GO): cytoplasm; intracellular membrane-bounded organelle
Molecular function (GO): heme binding; oxidoreductase activity, acting on paired donors, with incorporation or reduction of molecular oxygen, reduced flavin or flavoprotein as one donor, and incorporation of one atom of oxygen; iron ion binding
Source: RefSeq, a predicted model, not a curated record